Messenger RNA from Trichomycterus rosablanca, 3175 nucleotides. It is a transcript of the gene tatdn2, whose product is annotated as TatD DNase domain containing 2. Lineage: Eukaryota; Metazoa; Chordata; Actinopteri; Siluriformes; Trichomycteridae. The record is from RefSeq and is a predicted model, not a curated record. Bases 224 to 2380 code for a protein of 718 amino acids. The transcript has 7 exons. Gene Ontology annotation, molecular function: hydrolase activity, acting on ester bonds.
GUCCAUCAUAAUUAUCAACAGGGAAUUAGAAGGAUUUUCCACGCGUUUAACUAUAUUUUUUUAACAAAAAAGUAAAGAAAAAAAGAACAAUAAACGUUUGUUGGAUGACUUGUUGGUAUGAGGAGUAACAACUCGUGAAGGCGAGAGUUUAGGCCAGUUUGAGUUUGAGCUGAAUGCAAAAAAAGUUGCAUCUAAGUUGAUCAUCUUGUAAAGCCCCAGCAUAAUGAACAGCGAGAAGCGGAAGGUAAAGUUUAAAUGGCUACGUACAGCAUUCAUUUCGCCUACAAAGCAACGUAAGAAUCAUGUAGGUUUGUCUCUGCCGACUUCCUGGGGUGACCCCGCGUCUGAUGAAUCAAGUGAGGACGGCUCUUCUAGCCUGAAUGUGUCCACUCACUCACUUGGACUUGGAGAACUAGAGAACAUGAACCUCAGCACACCAAAGCAAGGGCAGGCAACACCAUCACAGAGGAAGACCAUUUUAAGAACAUCCUCUCUUUCCAGGGGUCCCUGCAAACUGUUUCAGACAAAAACUGUCAGGGCUGAGCAGGAUCAAAAGUCAAAACAGCAGUCACUUACUGGAACAUCAUCCAUCACUGCUAGUGAAAAGCGAAUUAAGAGAACUGCAGAGGAGGGGUCAAAAGCCAUUUACCUUAAAGCGCUGAAUGAUGCCAUCAGGGGUGGUAACAGGAAGUCCCUCUCCACUGUGAACACUGCCAAGAGUUCUUCCACACAGGAUCGACUUGUAGAAACACCCAGAGUAAAGACAAAGCAAAAGAAAAAUCCUUCUCUUCCUAACUGCUGUUCAUUCAGUGAUGAGAUAGCAUCUGUGUCUGCCAAAUCAGGAAGCCAUUCACACAGCCCACUCAUUUUUGCAAACAGAAUUGAAGCUGAGGAAGGAGUGUCUACAGACUCAAAGAGCAUGGUCCUAAAAGGUAGCGAGUCUCCUGAGUGGUCAGACGUUGAUGAGCCUGUUGCACUGGAGGUCUUCUCACAGGAUGAGUCUCAGGAGCCACAAACAAUAGAGAGUAACCAGGAAUAUACAUUCAAGUAUGCUGAAACCCUGCCUCCUUUGGAAUAUAUCGCUAACCCACCUCCAGCAUUAAUGCGUUUUCCAGAGUUUUCACAAUCUACAUCUGAAGUGGCAUGGAUUGGGAAGACCCACUCUUCAAUUACUGACCCUCAACCUAAAAGUUCACCUACUUGGAAUGAAGUAGUGCGGGUAUCAAAGCAGUCCUCCCCAGAUCUGUCCUCUGAUCCUUCAGCCAAGAGGAAUGUGGGUCAACCAAUGUAUACACCAAUGGCACAGGGACUGGGUGACAGAUUAGAGCAGCCUAUCAGGCGAACUUCAUCUUCAGAACCAUAUGCCCUGCCCAUAAGGACUGGCAGAACACCACCUAUUGCCAUGAGUCCAAAAGAGCUGUGCGAGUUUUCCCCGCUGACCGGACACAGGUACUCAGAUGCGCACUUGUUCUCCUUCUCAAGGACGUUUGUUACUGACGAGGCCGUCACCCGAAGGACAUCUGUGGGCUCAGAGCCUCUCUGGAUAUCGGAUUCUAAGUCCGACUCAUUGGGAUUCAUUGAUUCUCAUUGUCACUUGGAUAUGCUGUAUGACAAGUUGCGUUUCCAAGGAAGUUUUCAGAGCUUUCGGGGCAAAUAUGCUAAAAGCUUUCCUGACGAAUUUCACGGCUGCAUAACUGACUUCUGCAACCCAAGAAUCACUCAGAAACAAGCCAUCUGGGAAAGGCUUCUUAAAGAGGAGCUGGUAUGGGGUGCUUUUGGAUGCCAUCCUCACUUUGCCAAAGAAUAUAAUGCCACUCAUGAGCAAAGCAUCAUGGGAGCUAUGCGGCACCCCAAGACUGUUGCAUUCGGAGAAAUCGGUCUGGAUUACUCACACAAGAAUUCUACAGAGACCAGCAAACAAAAAGCGGUGUUCGAGCGCCAGUUAAGGCUGGCUGUGUCUUUAGGAAAGCCUCUGGUUAUACAUUGUCGUGAUGCUGAUGAUGAUUUGCUGGAAAUCAUGAAGAAGUGUGUUCCCCGAGACUACAAAAUACACAGACACUGUUUUACCAACAGUUACUCUGUAAUUGAACCCUUCCUGAGCGAGUUCUCCAAUCUGUUUGUGGGUUUCACUGCCUUAGUGACGUACCCUAAUGCUCUCGAUGCCCGACAUGCAGUAAGGAGAAUCCCCCUCAACCGCAUCCUGCUGGAGACCGAUGCACCGUAUUUUCUGCCUAGACAGGUGCCUAAGACUGUGUGUAGAUUCGCUCACCCUGGGAUGGGCAUACACACCUUGCGUGAAAUCAGCCUGCUGAAGGGAGAACUCUUUUCCACUGUGUUACAAACUGUACGCCAGAACACCACACACGUUUAUGGCCUGUAACCGAUGACGUUUGCCCACUAAUUACCACCUGUCCUGACACGGACUAUAAAAACAUGUGCUCAGUAUGUGAAAUAGGUUUAUAUCAAAAUAUUUUGUGAAAUAAAUGUUUUAAUGUCAUAUUUUCAGCUUUAAACUAGUUCAGUUCAAACUGCUUUAUAAAUGUUAGUUCACCCUCUUUUACACUUUGUGUGCAGUGUAUGGUUGUAUAAACCUGUGAGAUUCUGUAGGAUGUGUGUGUGUUUUCACAGCAUAAAAUAGCUAAAUCUUAUCUAUGAAAUGUUCUUGUUUCUUUGUUUUAAAUGCACUAAAGCACAGUUAUGAGCAUAUUGUGGUUACUAAACGUCAACUGUUUUUAUAGUUGUUCUGAUAUAGAUGGUGACAUUUAUUUAGUGGGAUGUUGGGUCAUCAUAUUGGGUCAAAAGUUUCUUUUUUUGUGGUGGUGGUGAGUGCUGUUUAAUCCUUUCAUCCAAAAUCAAAAUAGGUGUUUAGUUAGGUUGAGAUUUGGUGAAUUUCAAAGCUUAAGCAUUUGAGUUUAAUCAUUUUCAUGCUCUUUGAAAAGCAUGGGGGGUUAUGGAAUGGGGUGUCCAGAAAGCUUGUGGUUAGGUGUUCACUUUCUUUUGACCAAGUACUGUACCUGUGUUACAAAUCUCAAGGUGUGUGUAGGUGUGUAUUUAAUACAGCAGCAUGUAUCUUAAAUUUUUUCAAUGAUAAAAGUCAUUUGAGCGUUGGCAAAGCAGGAUCUUUUAAAAUGUUGUUAAUAUGAUAAUAAAGCUAAAUAAAAUUUAAAUCUCAGAC